Magnolia sinica is the source of this 1986-nucleotide messenger RNA. RefSeq lists its product as uncharacterized. Gene Ontology annotation, molecular function: protein binding. The record is from RefSeq and is a predicted model, not a curated record. NCBI's taxonomy places the organism in Eukaryota, Viridiplantae, Streptophyta, Magnoliopsida, Magnoliales, Magnoliaceae. The transcript has 3 exons. The coding region runs from base 96 to 1823 and encodes 575 amino acids.
CUCUCUCUCUCUCCCUCUCUUUUUUUGGGGGGGAUUUUUCUUUUGUUGAAUGCGGGAGAAUGGGGGAUUGAGAGGAAGGUGAUGCUUUUGAAAGCAUGGCGUCUUCGCCUUCUUUUGGUGGGGAGAAGAAGCAUUGGUGGCUGAGUAACAGAAAGGUAGUAGAGAAAUACGUGAAAGAUGCCCGUGUACUCAUCGCAACCCACGAGCAUUCGGAAAUCACCGCUGCCGUAAACCUCCUCGAUGCGGCCCUCGCACUCUCUCCCCGCCUCGAGGUGGCCCUCGAGCUGAAAGCGCGAUCGCUUCUCUAUCUCCGUCGAUUCAAGGACGUUGCCAACAUGCUCCAAGAACACAUUCCCAGCUACAAGAUCACAAUGGAGGAAUCGUGGUCGUCGUCAUCUCUCUCCUCUGAGAAUUCAUCACAGCAGCUUUCGAAAGAUCGAGUCAAGCUCCUCUCCUCCGACAACAUGUCGUCGUCGGUGCCACCGUCUGAUGGGGACGCUUCCUUCAAAUGCUUCUCUGUCUCGGAUCUGAAGAAGAAGGUUUUAGCUGGUCUAUGCAAAAACUGCGAGAAAGAGGGGCAAUGGAGGUACCUGGUCCUAGGCCAAGCUUGCUGCCACCUGGGCCUGAUGGAAGACGCCAUGGUCCUCCUCCAGACCGGAAAACGUCUAGCCUCCGCCGCUUUCCGCCGCGAGAGUGUCUGCUGGUCUGAGGACAGCUUCUCCUUCUCCAACGCCGCCAUCUGCGGUGAAAUCAACCCCAACAACCCUCCGGUCUCCGCCCCGCCCUCAUCCGAAGCAGAGAGUGUGGCUCACCUCCUCAGCAACAUCAAGCUCCUCCUCCGUCGCCGCGCUGCUGCCCUUGCCGCCCUCGACGCAGGCCUCCACUCCGAGGCCAUCCGCCACUUCUCCAAGAUCCUCGACGGCCGGAGAAGCACCCCACAGGGCUUCCUUGCAGAUUGCUACAUCCACAGAGCCACAGCCUACCGAGCUGCAGGCCGUAUUGCUGAGGCCAUUGCCGACUGCAAUCGCACACUCGCCCUCGAUCCAUCUUCCAUCCCUGCCCUCUCCACCCGUGCCAAACUCCUCGAAUCCAUUCGCUGCUAUCCCGAUUGCCUCCGUGACCUCGAUCACCUCAAGCUUCUCUACGACGCCAUCCUCCGCGACCGCAAGCUCCCUGGCCCCGCAUGGAAGCAACAUACAUUCAGAUACAGGGAUGUUUCGGCAAACCUACGAACCCUAACAUCAAAGAUCCAAGAACUGAGGGUGCAGGUCGCUUCCGGUGACGCUGCCAACAUUGAUUACUACGCAUUAAUCGGGCUGCGGCGGGGAUGCACGCGAUCGGAGCUGGAACGGGCCCAUCUGCUUCUGUCUUUACGUCACAGGCCCGACAAAUCAACAGGAUUCGUUGAUCGGUGCGAGUUCGUCGAUGAUCGCGAUGUGGAUACGAUCAAGGAUCAGGCAAGGAUGUCGGCAUUGUUGUUGUAUCGGUUGCUACAGAAAGGAUAUUCAAGCGUCAUGGCUUCGAUCAUGGAUGAGGAAGCAGCUGAAAAACAGAAGCAGCGGACCGCCGCAGCUGCAGCCAUACAAAACGCAAUCCCUCUUCUCGAAUCGAAAUUGGAAGUGGAUACGAAUAGUAAAAUGAUGGAAUCGGAACAGAAAGAUUUUAGUCUAGAACUGCCGGAGAAGACGACAGCAGCAGCGGCGGCAGCAGCAUCGGUAUUCCAAGGGGUUUUCUGCAGGGAUUUGGCAGUUGUCGGAAAUCUGAUAUCGCAGGUCGGAUUUAAUCGGCCACUCCCAGUGAAAUACGAGGCCUUGAGCUGCUGACCGUACGAUCGAUCGCCGGCGGACGUGUCGUUGGAUGUUGUCAUCGGAAUCCUAUUCUUUCUCCUAUUUCUUGUGUACAAAGGGCUGUCGGAAAAUUUUGUCACGUUUGGAUCUCUUUUCUAUAUAUAUUUUUAUAAAGAUGUAGUAAUUAGUUUUUAGUUAA